Lasiosphaeria miniovina is the source of this 648-nucleotide messenger RNA. RefSeq lists its product as uncharacterized. NCBI's taxonomy places the organism in Eukaryota, Fungi, Ascomycota, Sordariomycetes, Sordariales, Lasiosphaeriaceae. The coding region runs from base 1 to 648 and encodes 215 amino acids. The transcript is spliced from 5 exons. The record is from RefSeq and is a predicted model, not a curated record.
AUGGCGAACCACGCCGAUUCUAUUCCUCUCUCCACCCAAGAGCACAUCUUCGCGCAGUGGACAGCGGUGCAGGCGGAGCUGGCCGCGUUUACUUCUCCGCAGAUCGGCUUCGUAUCGCACUUCUCCGCCGCCACCGGUCCCGGCAUCGGCGCGUUCGCCACGGCGUCGCUCGACGGCCUCCCGGCCGCCGGGCCGUUCGACUCUGCGUGGGACUACUUUGUCGCCGUGGCCGAAGGUCUCGUCGCCCAGGCCCUCCAGAGACAGAACAGCAGCCGGUUCGCCACGCUCGGCGCGCUUACCAGCAGCGGGCCGUUCCCCUUCAGCCACAUGGACAUGGGUAUGCAGAACGUGCUCGUCGACGACGCCCUCAACUUCGUCGCCGUCAUCGACUGGGAAGAAACGGCCGAGAUCCUGCAGGACCCCGGCCACAUUGCCCACCGCAACGUGGCGCGGCGCAGGUCGCCGCGCGGCUGCUGUUCCCGAGGGCACCACGUCGAGGAUUACAAACUGGCGGGCAAGAUUGAUGUCUUCUGCGGCUUGGAGGAGGAGCUCACGUACGAGAUGGUCCGGCUCGACUUACCGGCAAGGAGGCGGAGCGGCAUGUGCAGAUACUGGCAGAGGAGAUGCAUCGCAUGGUUACCUAGUUGA